CUUAUAGAUUUAGUAGAAAGAAAAGAUAAGGAGAAAUUCGAGUUACUUCAAAAGAAAGAAGAAAAACUGGAUCUUGUUAGAACAUUAGAAGCGGAGAAACUAGCCCUUGCUCAACAACUUAUUGAAUUAAAAGAAAAAGAAAAGAGAGAUAUCAUAGAAUUGAAGGAAUAUGAAAAACGUGAAUUAAUAGAAAAGAACCAGAAAGAGCCGACUUCCGGCUUUUUCUGGUUCUUUUAG
This is a messenger RNA of Dentiscutata erythropus, 237 nucleotides long. Lineage: Eukaryota; Fungi; Glomeromycota; Glomeromycetes; Diversisporales; Gigasporaceae. The record is from the annotation of a GenBank genome assembly.